UACUGAAUCAAAAAGUUCAUUUAUUAAGCUGGUCAUUAAUAUUAAAGUUUUCAAGUAAAUGCCUGUAGUGCUAAAUAUAGCUCAAUUUAUAUAGGUGUGAUAAAUAAAGUGUAUGACAAUGGCGUUUUUCAGUGACUACGAGUUUUCAAGUAUAGGAAAUCCAAGUCUUUCCGUUUCGACCACGCAAGCGUCUACACAGACAAAAUAAUAUGGCCAUGAGUGAGGAAGUACAGUUGACAGUAGAUCCGGCUGAAGAAGAAAUCUUUAUGGCACAGGAAGCAUUCCCGGCGAAAGGGAUGUGCUGUCCUGUAAAUGAUUGUUAUAAUUUUGAGUACUUUCAACACCCCAGUGACCUUAAACGUCACAUGAUAAAAAUCCACUUGCCCAUGCAUAAGGAAUAUGUUUGCAACAAAUGUGGUGAACAUUUUGCUAGAAUAAGGGGCUACAAUGCCCAUGCGUCAGAAAAGAGAUGUGAGGGUCAAGGGGAAGAAGGGGUCACACCUCGCUUCACCCAUAAUGAUAAAUAUAUUGACCCAAAAGGUGUAAGACCUCCCUUGGGAGGUUUUGUCAAAAUUAAGAUGUCACCUUUUGAAAGGAGACAGGCGCGGAAGGCGGCUGUGGGCAACAAAUUUGCCUCACAACGCCUUCAGCGUUAUUCAAGGGAUGCUGACGCUAGGGCAUGUCGCAUCGCCUUGGGGUUUCUAGACCCUACUGUUAAGCGAGUGGGUUGAAAAUUAAGUUGUUGGGGUUUUUUUUUUUGGUAUGAUAUUUUAUUAAUUAACACCGGGUGUUGUGCUGUUUUCUUCAGCUGUGCGUCAUUGUAUACUCUUUUUGUCAAUAUAAUAUAAAACUUCAAUAUAGUUCUAAGAGGGAUAACAUAUUUUGGUUUUCCCCAUCUUUAUGGAUCCUAGGUCACAGUAUUUGGGAAUUGUUCACCUUUCAUAACGACAAAAUAUCCUACUUACUAAAAAAAAAAAAAGAGAUAUUAGAUCAUAUUUGUACAAUUCAUAGUUAUAGUUCUUAAAACGUGUGUACUCAUUUAUUUAGUACACUUGUGCUUAUCAUUCGUUAAGUACUUUUGUAACCCUUUCUUUCACAAAUAC
Messenger RNA from Mercenaria mercenaria, 1103 nucleotides. RefSeq lists its product as uncharacterized. Bases 210 to 731 code for a protein of 173 amino acids. The record is from RefSeq and is a predicted model, not a curated record. The transcript is spliced from 2 exons. Lineage: Eukaryota; Metazoa; Mollusca; Bivalvia; Venerida; Veneridae.